CCACCAUCACAGUCCGUUCUGAACCACGACAAGGUGCGCACGUCGGAAGAAAAGAUAAACUAACCGCGAAAAAUGUAAUUGCCUUAACCGUUGCAUGGGGUAAUAAACUGUCUAGUGUAAAUAUAUGUAUAUAUUUUUCGAAGUGUUUUUUUUUUUAAGUGUAAAUAUAUAUAUAUCUUAAUUGAUAAAAUCCUGUGAUAUUAGUUUGUAAGCCGGGAAUAUAACCGCAAGCAUGGUUGGAGCAGCCGAUGUCGUCAAGCCAGCCGAUAAAGUUGAAUUCUAUUCACCCCAGGUCAAAGAAACACCGAUCUAUACUAUCAGCGAUGAUAUUGGUAGUCCGGAUAGUACAUUCACAAUGUCGUCAAUAAAUUCAUCCGGGGACGUCAAAAGUCCUGGGGAUCCACCGGAGAAGAAAUUCGCUGAAUCCGAUCCCGAGAAGCAACCUUUAUCCGGGAAAAAGGAGGAGAGAUGGUGGACAACCCUGAUGCAGAUAGCUGUUCCAUUCUUCAUAGCCGGUUGUGGAACGAUAGGAUCCGGCUUGGUGUUGGGUAGUGUUAAAAACUGGGAGGUAUUUCUGCAAGUCAAAGCUAUUUUCGUGUUAGUGCCAUCCCUGUCCGGAUUAAAAGGUAACUUGGACAUGUGUCUCGCUUCACGGCUCUCAACUCAGGCUAACCUUGGUAAUAUGAGAUUACCACGAGAAGUUAUAUCAAUGGUCGUCGGCAAUAUAUCGCUGGUGCAGGUUCAAGCUAUAGUAGCGGCGACCGUGGUGUCUAUGUUCGCUGUGGUGGUCAACACAAUAACAGACAGACAGUUUAAUGGCAGCUACGUACUGUUAUUGAUCGCUUCAGCUGUCUUCACUGCUACCACCACUUGUUUCGUUUUAGAUUUCGUUAUGGUAAUAGUGAUCUUCGCCUCACAAAAGUUCAAGGUGAAUCCCGACAAUGUGGCGACACCUUUGGCCGCGUCAAUAGGCGAUAUCGUUAGUAACUCAGUAUUGGCUGUCACAGCUGCAUAUAUGUUCGAACAGAUAAAGAUAUCGCUAUGGCAACCGAUUGCACUUCUAUGUGUAUACUACAGUCUUCUUCCCAUUUGGGUGUUUAUUGGUUGGAAGAAUAAAUAUACGAAGGCCGUCCUCACCACUGGAUGGACCCCCGUUAUAUCCGCCCUGUUUAUUAGUGGUGUUGGUGGUAUCGUUCUGGACCAAGCUGUGGAUCAAUAUCCGGGAUACGAAGUUUUCCAACCGAUAGUGAACGGUAUCGGUGGCAACUUAGUUUGUGUUCAAUCAUCACGUCUGGCGACACACUUACACCAGACAGCCAUCCCCGGCAUACUACCGGAGAAUACGAGGAUCAUUGAAUGGCCGUGGAGGACGUUGUUCUACGGAACUCCUGCUGCAAAAAUUGCGAGAAUGCUCCUAAUACUGGCCGUUUGUGGGCAAAUAGUGUUCAUGAUUGUUGCCGAUGUCGUGUUCAGAGGAUUUGUCUCGCUGCAGUUUGUCUUCGGUGUCACUUACGUGUUAUGUUCAGUUAUUCAAGUUAUGGUUUUACUCUACCUUUCUUACAUCCUAAUACACUUCAUGUGGAAGAAGAAGAAGGAUCCAGACAACGCCGCCAUUCCGUACUUGACGGCUCUCGGCGAUCUAUUGGGUUCUGUUUUCCUAGGUCUAGCUUUCUUAAUUCUAUCAAUAUUCGGCAUGGAAUACGGUAAUAACGUACAAUAAAAAAUAAAUCGUAUGACGGCUGAAAACCCAUAUAUCUUUAUAACUAUAAACGCUUCUGCACAAAGCGAUACAACGAAACCUUUCGUAUAUAUAGCUUUGCGAUGCAAUCGAUUCGUCUAAUGGAUAUCACCAAAUAGCUGUAAACGCUAAACGCUAGCCUAUUUGCUUGAAACUAGAUGAAUCGAUGGCUGUUCAUUAACAAGUAACGUAAGAAAUGUGUCAAAAAUAAAAAAUUAAUUGACAUAAAAGCUCCUUGCAGUGCCAAUUAUUUUGGAGGAAGUUUGAUCUGCAAGACUUAGUUGUAUUGAUGAUAUAUUUUGAUGACAUUUCCUCAUAUGCGAUUAUUAUUAAAUCGGCAUAUAGAUCAGUUCCGAUGCUUUGAAAUCAAGUAUUAUUUUAAACGAUCGUAAGUCAAAUUAAAUAUUCUAUAUCAUGUGGAUGUAGAGGGAAGUUUUGUAUUCGCAUGUUAUUUUAUAAAAACGACCUGCUCUAUAGUGAGUAGCUCAUCUGUGAUAGAUUAUCCAAAAGAAUGUGAUUUAUUGCAAUUAUAGCCUUUUAACAGCCGAGUCAAUGGACAAUAAAUUGAUGUUUGACGGAAUAAAUUUUACCGGCUCUUUUUUUGUAUGUCUGUAAAGUUGAUUUAGAAAAACAAAUCUUCCUUUAAAUGUUGACAAUGGAUAAUUAUUUUACGUUUUCUAUUGGCCAUUUUGAUUUACAAAAAAAAAAAAAUCAGUUUCUACUGUCUGUGAAAUCGAACCAACAUUAUUUACUAUCUCCCAUAUCAUCAUAGUAAUAUUUCUAGUGUAUUAUAUGUAAUGAAUACGGUACUUAUUAUAUAAUUUACGAUUGCCUGAAUUGACUAACCUAGAUAAAUAAAUCAAUACAUUCCAAUAGUUAGGUAUGAAAAUGUCCUGAGUAGAUAUAACUAGCUGUUACCUUAGAUCAAUGAGUACAAUAAAGCAAUUGAUAGUAUUAAGAUACCUAAAAUAAUUAAUUGUAGUUAAUAUAAAUUAUUGACAUAAUCGUCUGGAUUGUUCGGUUUGUAAGUUGUAAUGUGUGAUCUCCUAAAAAAUUUCGCGAUAAUGCAUUUUUUGAUGUCUACCUCCUGUUGUGAAAUAAAAUAUAUAUGUAUAUAUAUAUAUAUUCCAGAUAAAUAACUUACGUAUUAAUUAUGGUCUCGAUGGACAUUAUAUACUUUUAUGGAUUAUCGCAUGCUUCAUUCCACCGUAUGAUAAUUUAAAAUUAAAUUAUAGUUUUUAUAUAUAUAUAUAUAUAUACAUUAUUCCGCUGAAUUGAGACGUGGUUUGAAUGAAAUAAAUUCGUCACAAAUCAAAAGUGGCCGCUCGCUCUAGACUUAAGGUAUACAUUUGAUUGAAUGAUGUGAUACAUUUGAGAUUUUAAUAUGUAUAUAUAGAUUGUUAUGUAGUAUUUAGGCAAAUUGAACGCCAAGGACAUUCCAAUGUUUAUAUAUAUUAUUUUUUUUAUUAAAAAGCAUUGCCCGUAAUAAUUUUCUCUUUACACUGAUGUAUGAAAAUUGUUUUUAAUUUUACGUAGUUACUACUUUUGAAUAAAUUUUACCGAUUCACUGACGGUGCUUUGUCGAGACUUAGGACAUGAGAUAUUGUUAUAGAAAAUACAGUAUUUUUAAUUGCAAAGAAUAAAAUAUGUUCCAUGAAAUGUAUUGGUAUUUUUAAUUAGGGGAUUUUUAUUUUAUUAAAAACAAUUUAAAAAAUA
Molecule: messenger RNA, 3454 nt
Organism: Danaus plexippus (monarch butterfly)
Lineage: Eukaryota; Metazoa; Arthropoda; Insecta; Lepidoptera; Nymphalidae
Product: solute carrier family 41 member 1-like
Exons: 12
Coding region: 233-1720 (495 amino acids)
Biological process (GO): monoatomic cation transport
Cellular component (GO): plasma membrane
Molecular function (GO): monoatomic cation transmembrane transporter activity
Source: RefSeq, a predicted model, not a curated record